This is a messenger RNA of Pseudo-nitzschia multistriata, 1515 nucleotides long. The record is from the annotation of a GenBank genome assembly. Lineage: Eukaryota; Bacillariophyta; Bacillariophyceae; Bacillariales; Bacillariaceae.
GUUCACACUUGCAAAAGGACGCGAAAGAAGAAAUUAAGAAGACGUGGUCGGCAUCGAGUACAAACAGUUUCGCGAAAAACUUGGUACACUGUUAUAGAUGAAACGGUAGUUUUUUCACAAAGCCUCAUGUCGUCGCUGAGAAACAAAAAAUCCAAAACUACCAUCGUUUUGUUCAUACUCUUGGUCAUCGCGGCUUCUCUAUUCUCAUUCGUGGCUAGAUAUGAUGGUACCCCUUCUGAAUCGAAUGGCUCGGAGAAGUUAACCGCAAACCUUGGGAUCCGAUCUAGACAAAUGUUUGAAACCGAAAUUCCCGAAGCAGUAAUAGAAACAAUGGAUCCCAAAAUGGUCGACUUUGUGGUUGCUGGAUUCCAAAAAUGUGGCACCACUUACCUGCAAAACAAAAUAUUUUACCCAUCCGAGAGGCUUUUCAUACCCCAUCACGAGACGCACUUUCUGCAAAAUGACAAGUACGCAGAAUUUAUAGGAGAAUUCGAGAAUGUGACCAAAGCUGCGAAUGGCGACGGAAAAGAAGUGUUGGCGGGAUACAAGUCUCCAUUUGUGCUCGGCCAUCAUCGAUCUUUGCGGAACUUAGAGACUUUAUUUCCCGAUAUUCGCAUGAUCAUCACUUUGCGACACCCAAUAUCAGCAUUCCAGAGCUUGUACAAUUAUAAACUUCGACAGUCGCCAGAGCCUCUCCCACCUGCAGAGGAAUUUGUGGGACUUUGCAGAGAACUUUGCUCCGAAGAAACCGAUAUGGAACAGAUGGCUCAGAGUUGCCUAAACAAUGCCCACUGGUGCACCGGAGAAAUGGGGUACCAUAAAUAUCUUUCUCGAUUAGGUUUGACCCCCAUGAACACUUCUGAGGAAUUAGAUCUACUAGGUCAUCACGGCAUGUCGAUCCACGACUUUUCAGGCUCUAGAAAGGGAGUCAUGAGCAGCGUAAGAGGAGUCAAGGGGAAGCAACAUGUAGAUGAAGCGAGGCUAUUUUUGAUCGAGAUCGGACAAUUUGAUCAUCGCAUGAAUCAAACCAUGGCCGACGACGUGAGAUCGGAUCUCGAAACGUUUUUGGGACUAGACCCAGGCGACCUGCCAAGGGCUCCCAACCAGCAUGGAAUGAAGAGGCCGAAGAUUGAUUACAAAUACCCUCCGGGAUACGAAGAGUACGUCUUGGACAUAUGCCUCGAUCAGUACAAGCCCAUGCGCAAAAUAUUGCUUGAAACAUCCCGAAAGGCCUCAAAAUGGAUAAUGGAGUACUUAUUGCAUCCUUCGAACCGCCAUCGAGUGAUCGUCUCAAACAUUGAUAUCUUCCAGCAGAUGUUGGAAGGCUGGAAGAUAGAUCCCUGUUUGACCAAAGACGAAGCAUUAGAAUAAAAUCGAAAUUGAAAGCGAGCGAAUGAACCAUUAGCCGUGGAGAUUGCCUCUGUUCUUUUGAAAAUAUCGAAAUCGACAAACCUCUCUGACCAUUUAUUGUGAUGUGAUAUCAUUCCACAAUCACAAAAAAUGUUAACGAUUAGG